AUGUAUCGCAGCAGUGUGGGUGUCAGAAGAGUUGGCGGUGCUGUUGCUGCCAGUGUUGGCGUUGAUGUUGGUAUUGGCGAUGAAGCACUUGAGUCGCCAACGUCUACAUGGCUGAGACGAGGAAGCAGAGUGUCAGUGGUGGUGACUGCGACUGUGGUUGAAAGCACAGAAGCCGAACAAGCCGCUGCCCCUGUUGCUUUCAGGCCUUCAUUAUCUGACGCUUAA
Molecule: messenger RNA, 225 nt
Organism: Protopolystoma xenopodis
Lineage: Eukaryota; Metazoa; Platyhelminthes; Monogenea; Polystomatidea; Polystomatidae
Source: the annotation of a GenBank genome assembly